GUAUUUAUAUUUAGUUACAUUUGAACUAUGGCUUUAUUUAUCGGUACUAGUAUAUGAGAUAAGACCUUUGAUAUACUAGGUGUAAAUGUUACGAAAAGAGCAUUCAUUAUAUUGAACAGUUUCUAUGGAAACAUGACAAUGUAAAAAUAAAAAAGUUCGGUUUCCUAUAUUAUAUAUUUAUAAUCUGUCCAGGAGAUAUAUUUAGUAAAAGAAUAAAAACAAUUGCGUUGUUUAAGACAUUACGAAUUUUCUAUCAUUAUCAUUACACUAUCAAGUGAAUUUGUAUACAAUUUGUGUAAAGAAGACUUCAAUAAUAUUUAAUUAUUUGUUGCUGCUUACAAGGAAGUCAUUUAUCACCAGAAUUCUGAGAAAAACAUAAGAUGGGGUGUAGAAAUAUAAGAUGUACGAUCGGCAAUUGGAUAUUGGGUUUAUAUCUGGCACAAGGCCUUGUUUUAGCUGCCAUCGGCCUUGUUGGGGUCAUUACAAGCACGUGCUCUGACGUAGACAGUGUCCGCAUGAAAGGAAUACAUAUAUUGCUCAUAUGUUUCGCUUGUUUUCAUUUGUUACCAAGCUUGUUUUACAUCAUUACCAUCAGACCAUGUAAUACUGAAAAUAAAGAGAUCAAGAUCUUCAUUGCAUACUUUUUAUGGGGUUGUCUGAUAGGCGGCCUUACAAGCUAUCAAGCUGUACAAACGUAUGAGUAUAAUCAGGCGUUUACUCCGGAUGUGUUGUACACAAUUAUUAUGACAGGGCUAGUAGAUUUGGUGGUAAUCAUUAUAAACGCGCUACAUAUUGUGAAGUUUUGCCGGAAUGAAGAAAACGAUGAAUUGCCGGAAAAGCUAGUUGAAGAUUGAAUGACUUGUAUCAGAUAAAAGCAUUAGAAAGUUUCGGACUUUUGAAAAUUUGAGGUGCCAUUGAAGCUGUUUAAUACAUAUAUUAAGUAAAACGACUGUGACAAAAUCAGUUUAUUUUUGCUAAAGCUCAUAUUUAAAUAUCUUAAUAUUUAUGUACUACAUGUACUUUUGACUUUAUGUCAUUAUGAUAAAUGUAUGUAUUACAUGGAAGUUAUUUUUAAUAAGCACUAAGGGAGAUGUAAAUAUUCAAGCCAACUAUUUAUAUAUCAUGAUAAAUGUUUUGGAAAGCUAUUUCACCUAUAUUUAGAAAUCGUUUUUUGUUGUUUUUUUUUGUUGUUGUUGUUUUGUUUUUUUUUAAUUACAAACAAUUUUGUCUUCGGUAUUUUACAUUUUAUCUUUAAUCAAAGAACUUUCAAUUUUCUUUUAAUUAGGGACCAUACGCCGCUUUUCAUGGAAUGGCACUACUGUGUAACGUUGAAGGUUCCAUGAUCACCGCCGUAUAAACAGAUCUGCGGCUGUUUCUUAAUUCAAAAUUUGACCAUUUUCGUGUUUAAAUUUUGAAUUCUGCUUAAGCCGGUGCUAGGGGUUGUGGCCGGUAACUUGCACUUUCCAGUACCGUCCAUGAGCCUGCAACAUUGUCAAUUUUGCCGUGUUGGGCUUUCUUUAGGGAUUCUGUUUUUCUCUACUCUAUUUCAAUUUAUCCGAAUAUAAAUGCAAAUUGGAAAAAGCUAAUUAAGUCAACUCUCAAAUACUGAUUUCAGUGUCCAAGCCUCUAUAAAACUGCAGAAGUCUAAUUGUUGAUGCUCAAUUCGUAGGAGCUUUUAUCACUUAUUGACAUAAUUGAAAAUAGGAAUUUAAUUCUUUGACAGAUUUUAAAUUGCUGUAAAAUGUU
Messenger RNA from Ruditapes philippinarum (Manila clam), 1746 nucleotides. RefSeq lists its product as uncharacterized. Bases 381 to 854 code for a protein of 157 amino acids. The transcript is spliced from 6 exons. Lineage: Eukaryota; Metazoa; Mollusca; Bivalvia; Venerida; Veneridae. The record is from RefSeq and is a predicted model, not a curated record.